Molecule: messenger RNA, 3200 nt
Organism: Chroicocephalus ridibundus (black-headed gull)
Lineage: Eukaryota; Metazoa; Chordata; Aves; Charadriiformes; Laridae
Gene: TAF1B
Product: TATA-box binding protein associated factor, RNA polymerase I subunit B
Exons: 16
Coding region: 81-1985 (634 amino acids)
Biological process (GO): nucleolar large rRNA transcription by RNA polymerase I; RNA polymerase I preinitiation complex assembly
Cellular component (GO): RNA polymerase transcription factor SL1 complex; RNA polymerase I core factor complex
Molecular function (GO): RNA polymerase I core promoter sequence-specific DNA binding
Source: RefSeq, a predicted model, not a curated record
GCUGCCGUUUCCAGGCCGGCCCGCAGUGCCGGCGCUCGGCGCAGUUGCCAUGGUGUUGGGCCCCGGGGGCGGCUGCCGGCAUGGACGAGGAGGCCACGAGAGAUUUUAAUGAACGCUGUGCCCAAUGUUCAGAAGUGAACUGGGGUCUCACUGAUGGAGGGAGACUUUAUUGCAGAUCUUGCCACAAUGUUACUGAGAGAACUACAGACGUUGUAAACUCUGAUUUUGUUUGUAAUUCAAGAAUCCAGACAAUCUCCAAAGGUUUAAAAAAGCAGGAAAAAACUGAUGGAGGCUGUGAAUGGUAUGUUUGUGAAGGCUUUCAGCUCGUACUCAAGAAACAAGCUGAAGCUUUAGAAGCAUUAGGAGUAUGUCCACAAAUGAAGGAUGAAGUUUUGUGCAAUUUUUGGAGGCGUUACCUUCAGAAGACCAAACAGGCAUAUUGCAACACAUCAGCUGGAGAAACUGUCAAAGCAUUAUCAGUGUGCGAUAGCAGUACUGAUGUGGACAGUGAACCGGAGACACCAAGCCCUCUUCAGUUGUUGUCUCUGUCUGAAAGUGAGGGGGAUCUGCAGACUGAUAGCAGCUUUGCCUCAUCAAUUAGCAAGGUCUCAGAAAGCACCUCUGUGUGCUCUGGAUCGGUAGAUGGUAGCUUGUAUUUAAUGAAGAACCGAAAGGAGAAACUGAGGAUGACAAUGCCAAUGACCCUUUCAUUUUGUUACAUGGCGUUACUCUGGUUGAGAGAACCAAUGACAUUAUCUGAUCUCUUAAGGUUUGUUGUUGAAGGUCAUAUUCCAUAUCUGAAUGUUUUUCAGCAUUUUCCGGAGAAGAUGAAAUUAUAUGGACUUGAUCUUAAGAUCUUUCGUGUAGAGUCAUGGCCGGUAUAUGAAGAAGUAUACAACAAAAUGCUUGAGCUUGCGGCGUUUUUAGACCUGCCUCGUUUUCCAGAUAUAACAGACAGCUGCUUUCUUCAUCCAGACAUGUUGUGCAUGAAGUACUUGAUGGAAGCCAAUUUACCUGAUGAAUUGCAUAAUUGGACUUGUCGCGUGGUGAAAAAGAUCCGUAUUGGAGAAGCGGAUUUCCUGACUCUUGUGCCUGGAAAUAAGUCAACAAGAAACGUGAAAUACGAUGUUCUUGCUGCAGCAGUUAUUGUAGUUGUGCUCAAAUUAUUGUUUUUAUUAGAUGAUCACUAUGAAUGGUUACUUUCAGACUUUGCUGAAGAAAGAAAUAAAAAUAACAAAGAAGGUGGUCCGUAUUUUGAGUUCAAAAAGUGGUACAAGGUUAUAAAAUGUUCCUUGGAUGUGAAGCAAAAGAAACUGGAUGAAGAAAGAGCCAAGUAUCUGUGGAGAUGUGAAAAGGUACUUUUUUAUUCAGACAAGCAGAAAUCUAAAGUUCUUAAGAGAAGACAAACGGCUGUGAACUUACAGAAUCAGUUUGGCAAGCUGUCCGGUUCAGUGCUACCUGCUGAAAAGCCAAAUCCUUCAAGUUUUCAGUUAAGUUGGUCUGAAGAAAACACAGAUGGGAGUUGUUUUCACGGGCAUAGCCUGAAGGGAGUUUUGCAAGAAAAACAUGGUUUACUUACAGUCAAAAACCCUGACUAUUGGCUGUGUACAGUUAAACUAUGUAAUGAGAAAAAAUGUGGUCAUCUGGCUCAUUACAGAGAAAUGGACUUUCCCCAGAGUUACCAUUUUGUAAUACAGUUAUUCUCCUUUCUUCUGCGGAUACAGCCCUCUUAUAUCCAUGAUGAGGCUGUUCUGGAGCAACUCUGGCACUGUUUUCUACGUUUCCUUGCAUCCCGCGUAUCAGCCAGUCUCUUGUUAUGCCUGAGCCUCUCGUUCAAGUUAACACCUUUCAGGUGCGUGUUCCACUCCAGGCUUCCCAGAUUUUGCAGCUACUUUUACACCUGGCACUGCCCAUCCUGUUUCUUGUGCAACAGUAAGUGCCGGGUCCUCCUGUCGUUCUUCUUUUGUGAGGCUGCUGUCGGUUGAAUUUCUUCUGUCUGCUUUAUAAUCCAGCACCUUCAGCAGCUUGCGCCUCAGCCAUUCUGCCGGUUUCUCAUGCUCGAUCUUAUUCAUGCACUGUGUUUUGAAAACUUCCAGACAAUGUGUAAAUGAAGUUGGGUGCUGCUGCUACAUUAAAGACACCGUAACAUGAAUAAUGCUGCUUUCGGUUGAAUGAAAUAAACUUCAGCAACUCCAGCCAUCAGUACGGUACGGAAGUUGCCAAAUCUAUUUGAUCAAAACCAAAAUCAACAGCUGUUCCUAAGCAUUAUUAUAGACAAGAAAAAUGGUGUCUGCAGACUUUAUAAAGAGUAAUAGCUUCCUUCCUGAGCAAGGGCUUCAGUGAGAUGGAAGCUGGGAAGGUAAUCAGUUCAGCGAAUAUAGUUCAGUUCUCAGAAUAUGAUGGAAGGGUUUAAAAUCUGUUGCGGUUCAAUCUGUGAAGCAGUCGUCUAAAAAUUGGGAACAGGCAAAUGAUAGGAGAGCAGGUGUGCUGCCCUACCUGUCUGGAGCUAAGUGAUAAAGCAGUAUUUCAAGCACAGGUAGAGCAGACAGGACUAUUAAAGGUAAGUUGUAAUAGUUACUUGGAAAUACCGGCAAACCAGGAGGCUUUGCUGGCUCAGUAGAGGCAGGGUGUAAUUGAGCGUGGUGUCCUAACUUAAGGUGACAGAGAAGACUCAGUUUGGGUGAAAGUUUUUUACUUUUUCAGAUAUUUUAAGUAGAUAUUGUAAAACAAGGAUUUAGAGCAAUAGUCUAUAAAGCGAUUGUAACAUGCAGAUGCGAAGGCAUAGUUUUAGCCGUACAGAGCUAAACUGUGCUUCAUGGGGGAAGAGGAAAGAGCAGACUGAGUUGUUACUUGUUGUAUGUGUUAGAGAUUUCAUAAGUGGGUACCGUUUAGUAUGUCUAAAUCUAUUGCCACAUUGUGCCAAAUACUUCAGACCUCUGGCAAGAUGUGUCUUGAACUGAUGUUAACAUUAAUGGACUCAGAAUAGACCAGUUUGAAUCUCAUCUUGUGUCCGGUGUUUGUGUUUUGAAAUUAGCCAUUAUCUUUUAUGUUUGACCUCACCUGAGUGAAUCACUAAACUUUCUAAGCAUCUGGUAAAAUUAUUCAUUGUUCUUGCUUUAGAUGAGUAUUUGUGUCAGUUAAAAAUCUACAGAAGUGUAAUACACAUUGUCAGUGUUCUCAACAGUGCUUGCUCAAGCGAC